Molecule: messenger RNA, 465 nt
Organism: Prunus armeniaca (apricot)
Lineage: Eukaryota; Viridiplantae; Streptophyta; Magnoliopsida; Rosales; Rosaceae
Source: the annotation of a GenBank genome assembly
AUGGGUUCCAAUAUCAAAUCCAACUUCCACACGGUGAGCUUUGCAGCUCCAAGAGGGUUUGCAACGACAUUCAAAUCUGACCUCAAGGAAACCUUUUUCCCUGACGAUCCAUUCAAGCAAUUCAAGAAGGAGAAACCGCUUGGCCGUGUCAAGAAAGCCUUCCAAUAUUUCAUUCCCAUCUUUGAAUGGAUUCCCAAAUAUAGUUUGCGCAUGUUCCAGUUUGAUUUACUUGCUGGUAUAUCACCAUCACUAGCCUUGCCGACAUUCCUCAAGGAAUUAUCCUGUCAUCGGCCUCUAGACUCGAAGCAUGUUGCUGUGGGCACGUUGGGUACAAGCUCAUUGCUUAUUGCCGAAACCAUUAACAAAGUUGCAUCUCCAGAGGCUCAGCCCGCAUUGUACCUUCACUUGAUUUUUACGGUCACCUUUGUCACCGGAAUCUUUCAAGCAGCUCUAGGUCUAAGGUGA